Panicum hallii is the source of this 489-nucleotide messenger RNA. RefSeq names its product RNA-binding protein 42-like. Lineage: Eukaryota; Viridiplantae; Streptophyta; Magnoliopsida; Poales; Poaceae. Gene Ontology annotation, molecular function: mRNA binding. The transcript is spliced from 2 exons. The record is from RefSeq and is a predicted model, not a curated record. The coding region runs from base 1 to 489 and encodes 162 amino acids.
AUGCAGCGCUCACCAGAGGACGUCGUCGCCCCGCCGGCGCCGGCGCCGCCGCUGGACGACGAAGGCGAGCUGAGGAGGGCCGAGGCUAACGGGUUCCAACUGUUCCUGGGCAACCUCGGCGCGGAGGUGGACGAGGCCUUCCUGGCGGGCGUCUUCUCCAGGUUCGCCUCCUACGUCCCGGGCUCGGCGCGGGUGAGGCGGGAGCCGGACGGGACCACGCGCUGCUACGGGUACGUCACCUUCUCGGAGCGCCGGGACGCCGCGGCGGCGGUGGCGGAGCUCGACGGCGGGCUCGUCUGGAACGGGCGGGUCAGGCUCUCGUGCUGCCGCCUGCGCGGCGCUGAGGCGCGGCGCCUGCCGGCGGCGCAGCUGCGGGAGCGGUGCGAGGUCCGGAGGCGCCUGAUCCAGGAGCGCGUCCGCCGGCUCGAGGAGGAGAAGCGUCGCGUGGCGCUAUCGAGUUGGAGUAUGGCAGUAUCAAGUAUGCGAUGA